AUGAGUACAGCGACUGCACUUCAACAGCAACAAAAAGACCCGCGAACUGGUCACAUUGGUAAUUUAACACCUGAUCAAGAAGAACUUUUGAGAAAGUUUUGGGCAAAACUACUAGAAGUACUUGAUAGAGAAACACCUUCAGUUUCCAAUGAAGUAGAAAGCAAUGGUGAAGUGCAGAACAAUGAAUCUACCGACUCUUUACCCAAGAAACAAACGAGGGUUGGUUCUUUUUUACGUGGUGGCAAUGCUAAUAAGAAACCCUCGAACUCGGAGGGUGAAAAACCGACAAAAGUCAAGAAAUCAAAGGAGGAUGACAAAUAUAAUGAAUCAGAGGAACUUACUGCCGCAUUAGAAUUAUUCGCUCCACAACAGUUACGGAGCGAAUCGUGGAGACUUAAUGCUGCUGAUGAUCCAGAUUUAAUUUUACUUCGAUUUCUUCGUGCGCGUAAAUGGGACGUGAAUAAAGCAUUAGCAAUGUUAAUGUCGACGUUGAAGUGGAGUCUUCAGACAGAUGUGAGAGGUAUCGUGAAGGGUGGUGAAUCUGGACUAGAACAGUAUUUUGCCGAGAAAAAUUCACCCGGAUUUCGUAUUCAAUUGGAAAGCGGGAAGAGUUUCUGUCGAGGUUUUGAUAAAGAGGGAAGACCUAUUACUUAUAUAAAUGUGCGACGUCACAAAAAGGAUGAACAGAAUCUGGAAGUGUUGCAACGCUUUACCAUCUGGGUGAUGGAAACAUGUCGAUUAAUGAUUAUUCCACCUGUCGAGACUGCAUGUAUUGUUUUCAACAUGACAGAUUUCAAUCUGGCGAAUAUGGAUCUUCAAUAUAUGAAAUUUAUGAUUCAAUGCUUUGAAGCAUACUACCCCGAAAGUCUUGGAAUUUGCAUUGUGCACAAGGCACCAUGGGUAUUUCAAGGAGUCUGGAAAGUGAUAUCACCAUUAUUAGACCCGGUUGUCGCCUCAAAAAUACGAUUCACCAGCCAGGACAAAGACUUGUUAGAAUAUAUUCCGGCAAAUCAUCUAAUCUCAAGUCUUGGCGGUGAAGACGCAUGGGAAUACACUUAUAUUCCACCGCGCGAGGGAGAAAAUGAUCGUAUGAAAGAUGAAAAAACGAAACAAGAGAAAAUACGCAUUCGUCAAGAAUUAGAGGUUAAAUUUGAGGAAUUAACAAAGAAUUGGAUCGCUGACUCUUCAAAUGAACAAAUAAAGAAGGAACGAAAUGAAUUAAAAGGAAAACUUCGGCAAGCCCAGUGGGAGUUGGAUCCUUAUAUUCGUGCUCGUACUUAUUAUCAUCGAAUUGGUGUAUUGCGUGAGGAUGGAUCUUGUAUUUGGGAAUAA
Ambispora leptoticha is the source of this 1332-nucleotide messenger RNA. Lineage: Eukaryota; Fungi; Glomeromycota; Glomeromycetes; Archaeosporales; Ambisporaceae. The record is from the annotation of a GenBank genome assembly.